This is a messenger RNA of Mauremys mutica (yellowpond turtle), 726 nucleotides long. RefSeq names its product ABRA C-terminal like (gene ABRACL). Bases 133 to 378 code for a protein of 81 amino acids. The transcript is spliced from 3 exons. The record is from RefSeq and is a predicted model, not a curated record. Gene Ontology annotation, biological process: regulation of actin filament-based process. NCBI's taxonomy places the organism in Eukaryota, Metazoa, Chordata, Testudines, Geoemydidae.
UGCAGCUCUCUCUGCCUCCCUCCCCCAGCCACCACUUCCUCCUCCUGCACUCAGCAUCUCAGGCCGCUCCACGAGGGCUCCCUUCUGACUACGGCACGAAAAGCCGCCGGGCGGGCAGAUAACCGGACUACAAUGAAUGUGGAACAUGAAAUUAACCUCUUAGUUGAGGAGAUUCGGCGGCUGGGGACCAAAAAUGCUGAUGGAAAGCUGAGUGUGAAGUUUGGUGUGCUCUUUGCUGAUGAAAAAUGUGCCAACCUCUUUGAAGCCCUAGUGGGCACUCUUAAGGCUGCAAAACGAAGGAAGAUUGUUACUUACUCAGGAGAGUUACUUUUACAAGGUGUUCAUGACAAUGUUGAUAUUUUGUUACUGCAGGAUUAAUGCAGUUUGCACUUCUCCUGUGUAUUAAUUAAUUUGUUUCAGGUAAAUGAUAUGCAGGCAUUUCAGAUCAAGGCAAAUCAUCCUAGCGUGUUUUGAUGUAUUUUUCUAUAACUUUAUAGUAAAAAGAAGACUGUCUUAUUUUGGAAAAUAUUCCUUUUUGUAUUCCUUCUGUGAACAUUACUGUAAAUGAUUGUAAGGUAAAGGACAAAAAAAUCCGUCUUUUUAACUCAGGUAAUGCAUUUUUAAAAUGUAUCUUUCAGUUAUUGUCACCAUGAAAGAAGAGACAGAACUGGUAACUUAUCUGUGUUUACAAACCAAAAUCUGCAGUGAAAGUAUAAAAUAAAACAU